Opisthocomus hoazin is the source of this 369-nucleotide messenger RNA. Lineage: Eukaryota; Metazoa; Chordata; Aves; Opisthocomiformes; Opisthocomidae. The record is from RefSeq and is a predicted model, not a curated record.
AUGGGCCCGCCGCAGGGCGAGGUGGACCAGAUGUACCCCGCGCUGCCGCCCUACUCCUCCUGCAGUGACCUCUACCCGGAGCCUGUCUCCUUCCACGACCCCCAGAGCAACCCCGGCCUCACCUACUCCCCCCAGGAUUACCAGGCAGCCAAGCCCGCCUUGGACAGCAACCUCUUCCCCAUGAUCCCAGACUAUAACCUCUACCACCACCCCAACGACAUGGGCACCAUCACGGAGCACAAACCCUUCCAGAGCUUGGACCCCAUCCGCGUCAACCCGCCCCCCAUCACCCCGCUGGAGACCAUCAAGGCCUUCAAGGACAAGCAGAUCCACCCGGGUUUCGGGGGGCUGCCGCAGCCGCCGCUCACC